AUGAAGAAGCUGAAAGUUUUUAACGGUGAAGAGCGCAGGAUGUUUCUGAAGUCCUCGAUAACUAUAAGUUUUUUGCUGAUUCUUCUAUCUAAUAUAGCAAGUUCCCGCGACAACUCGCUUCCACCUCAUUUCAAGCUUAACUCAGCUCUCACGUGUCGCCUAGUGGGAGGGUUGACCAGGGAACAAAGAGCCGUUUGUCAUGAAGUACCGGACACGGCAGCAGUUGCCUUCGAGGGUCUUCAAUUGGCGGUUAAGGAAUGUCAACAUCAAUUUCGGUGGCAUCGGUGGAAUUGUUCCAGUCUCAUGGCCAAGAGCACAAACCCCCAUGCCAGUGCUAUUAUGAAAAGAGCUAUUCGUGAAGCGGCCUUUCUGUACGCUUUGACAGCCGCGGGAGUAGCUCACGCUAUAGCUCGGGCUUGUGCUCAAGGCCGUUUGUUGUCAUGCGGCUGUGAUCCCCUCGGAUACCGAGCCUCUCACGACCCCAGAAGAAGAGCGAGGGCCAACAAGUGGGAAUGGAGUGGAUGCUCCCACAAUCUGGCAUACGGUAUCGAGUUCUCCAAGAAGUUUCUCGACAUCAGGGAGCAGGUUGACGAUCUGCAGUCGAAGAUUAAUGUUCACAACAAUAACGCUGGGAGAUCUAUACUCUCAUCACACAUGGAAGUCCGUUGCAAAUGCCAUGGGUUAUCAGGAAGCUGUCAGUUGCGGACGUGUUGGCGCACGACACCAGACUUUCGAGUUGUGGCUUCAACCAUCAAGAGGCAUUACCGUAAAGCACUACUAGCAGCUCAAGAGGAGCUCAACAAUGACAUGUCGGUGCUAAGAGGCAGACCACGUGGAAAGAGGCGAAGUCGAGCGAAACCAGCGCCGAAAACUAGCUUGCUGUUCUUUGAAAAAUCACCUAGUUUCUGCGAACCAGACCCAAGAAUGGACUCUUCAGGAACAUCAGGCCGUAUUUGUAGAAUUGGACGGACCUCGCGCUCCGGUUCCUGCGAUUUGUUGUGCUGCGGACGUGGACAUGCCCUCAUUCGUAGAUCAAGCAUUAAGCCCUGUAACUGCACAUUCCAUUGGUGUUGUAGAGUUGAUUGUCAGAAGUGCCACGAUGACAAGAUCAAUGUUGCGAUCUUAAUACGCCGAAGCCCUAGCACUUGUGAGGAGUCCCAUCACAUCGGCCGCGGCUCUCACCUAGAACCGUUUAGUCGAACCGUAGCAGCACACGUAUAUUCGAGAUAUAAACUUACAAACAAACUCGGUUCUGGUAUUUUUGGUGAAGUUUUCAAAGCAACCGACGCUCAGGCGGCUGAUAAAGCUGUAGCUGCUAAAAUCCAAAUCCACUAUGAAGAUGAUGAUGUGCACCUCCACGAAGAGUAUAAAAUUUUAAGGGAUUUCACAAACCAUCCCAACUUAAUCGAUUUUUAUGGCGUGUUCUGUGAGAAAUCUGAGUCGCAAAGAAAAAUAUGGUUUAUACUUGAAUUAUGUGAUUAUGGAUCUGUCAUCGAUAUUGUCAGAAAACUGAAAGCAACCGACAGAAAAAUGUCCGAGGAACACAUCGCUUACAUCCUCAAAUAUACGAUCAAGGCUUUAGUUCACUUGCACGAAAACAAAAUUAUACAUAGGAAUAUUAGAUGCAGCAAUAUUUUAAUAACAAAAGACGGUGAAGUAAAAUUGUCAGACUUUGGACUAUCCUGUAAAUUAAACGAAACUGUAGAAAAAUCUAAAACAAACAUUGGAUCGCCAAGUUGGAUGGCUCCAGAAGCUGUAGUUAUUGGUGACGAAGGUUAUGAUAACAGAAUUGACGUCUGGGCUUUAGGUAUAACAACAAUUGAAAUGGUCGACGGUAAAGGACCGUUUGAAGAUAUGCAUCCUACUAGAGCUCUGUUUCAAAUUGUAAGAAAUCCUCCACCUGGUUUAGCUAAGCCAGCAAUGUCAUCGAAUGAUAUUAACGAUUUUAUUACAGAGUGUCUUGAGAAGAAUCCAGAACAUCGACCAUAUAUGAUGGAAUUAGUAGAACAUCCGUUUAUCCAAUUGGUGCCAGAAAACGACUACCACUUAUCUACUGAGCUAAAAAUGCUAGCAGCAGACCUAAGUAACGCUUCAUUGCCGGAGAAAUUACCUGAAAGAAUAAUUAAAAAUGGACUUUUAACUACCGAGGGAGUACCUGAACCAGAAACAAUGCAAGUCGAAGAUCUUGCAGCGUUAGAUAAGUUGACAGAAGACAGUCUGCUAUCGGAAUUGUAUACAAAAUUAGCAAAAGGAUCCUUUACUUCUUUUGUUGGAGAUGUCUUAUUAAUUCUGAAUCCUAACAUGCAUGCUGAUAUCUACAAUGAAAAUUAUCAUAAAAAGUAUGAAUGUAAGUCGAGAUCAGAUAACGAACCUCAUAUUUUCGCGGUUGCUGACAGUGCCUUUCAAGACGCUCUUCAUCACAACGAACCUCAGCACAUAGUAUUUUCAGGGGAAAGCAAAUCAGGAAAAACAACAACUAUGAUUCAUGCCCUCUCCCAUUUAACUCACUUAGGUGCGAUGAAAAAUAACACUGCUGAAAGAAUUAAAAAAGCAAAUGAUGUAAUACAGGCCUGUAUAAGCGCUGCAACGCCAGUUAAUUCAAAUUCUACGAGAGGUAUUUUGCAAGUUCAGGUUACGUAUGGCACUUCCGGAAAAUUAAGUGGAGCUAUAUUCUGGCUUUAUCAACUUGAAAAAUGGCGCAUUUCUUCUACUGACAUGUCUCAUGCAAAUUUUAACCUUCUUUAUUAUUUUUAUGAUGCGAUGGAAGCUGAAGAUAGAUUAACUGAACUAUGUCUGGAGAAAUACAGAAAACAUCGUUAUUUACGAAUAUUAGAAGAAGCCCCUAGGGGAAUGAAAGGUGUUCGUGAAACGCCAUCAGAGAAUGUAACGAAAUAUAAAGAGUUCAUUGACAAUUUAAAAGUUCUAGAUUGGGAACAGGAGGACAUAACAUUCUUUGAAACUGUAUUAGCCGCUAUACUCGUACUUGGUAAUGUAAGGUUUAAAGAUAGUAAAAACGGUACCGCCGAAAUUGAAAAUCCUGAAGAAGCAAAAAAGGUUUCAAAACUGCUAUCGUUGGAAGAGGUAAAAUUUCUUUGGGCUUUACUUAAUUAUUGUUUAAUCGAGGGAGGAACGGCGAUAAAAAAGCGGCAUUCUACUGAUGAAGCAAGAGAUGCUAGAGACACUUUGGCAAGUGCUUUGUACAAAAGAUUAAUAGACUGGAUGAUUAAUUUAAUAAACUCAAAGCUGUCUUUCAUGCGAUCUGUAUUCGGAGAUAAAUACUCGGUCAGUUUGCUCGACAUGUUUGGUUUCGAAUGUUUUCACAGAAAUCGUUUAGAACAACUCAUUGUAAACACUACCAAUGAACAAAUACAAUUUUUAUACAAUCAAAGACUGUUUGCUUGGGAAAUGCAAGAAGAAGAACAAGAAGGGAUUCCAGUAGUAUCAUUACAUUUUUAUGACAAUAAGAGUUCUGUUGAUCAACUUAUGGCUAGACCAUCAGGAAUAUUCUACAUUUUAGACGAAGCGAGUCGUCAAGGAAGUGGACAAGAAUUCAUAAUGAACGCAAUUAAAACUUCGAACAGAGGUCCUUAUGUUAAGCUUUCUGGAAGUCAUGAAUUUAGUGUAGCACAUUACACGGGAAAAGUGAAUUAUGAUGCCAGAGAAAUGGCCGACAAAAACAAAGAUUUUCUCCCACCCGAAAUGAUUGAAACAAUGAGAGCAUCAGUUAAUGCCACUCUUCAACAGUUAUUCAAGAACAAAUUAACAAAAACUGGUAACUUAACCAUAUCAUCAUGUCAGCCAAAGCCAUGUGCUAGUAGAUCAAAGCCUGAUAAAGAAAUGGAAAACAUUAAGGCGAGAAAAUUCAACACUAUAUCCAAAGGUCAUUACUCGCAAAGUCACAAAAUGAGAACUGCAGCGGCGACAUACAGAGCAACUAGUUUAGAGAUCCUCAAACAACUCUCAAUAGGGCCCGGCAGCGGUGGCACGCACUAUGUUCGAUGUGUGAGAGCGGACUUAACUGACAGCCCUCGAGGGUUUCAAGCAGAAGUAGUACGCCAGCAGCUACGAGCGCUUGCUAUUCUGGACACCGCAAAGGCUCGCCAAAGGGGAUUCUCCUGUCGCAUACCCUUCGCCGAAUUUAUACGAAGAUACCGAUUCCUGGCGUUCGAUUUUGAUGAAAAUGUGGAAGAAACAAAGGACAACUGCAGGCUGCUAUUAAUCCGUCUAAAAAUGGAGGGCUGGGAAUUAGGAAAAACAAAAGUAUUCCUCAAGUAUUACAAUGAAGAAUUUUUAUCCAGAUUGUACGAAACGCAGGUGAAGAAAAUAAUAAAAGUGCAAUGUAUGAUGCGAGCAUUCUUGGCUAGAAGGAAAACGAGCGAGAAUAAGUCGAAAAUUAAUCACAUCAAAGAACUAAAGAAGCAACAAUCUGCCAACGUGACUGAAGAUGAAGCUGCGUUGCGGAUUCAAAAGGCGUAUCGCGGUUACAUGGUCCGCAAAGCAUAUGGUCCACUCGUAAGUAAAUCAUCAGGAGAGAUUGACGAGGAAACUGCAUCAUUCCUUAAAAGAUACGCAAUGAAAUGGAAGAGUCGGUCAAUAUUCCAGGUUUUACUGCAAUACAGGGCAAUGCGUUAUCAAGAUUUGGUUCAUUUCUCGCAGCAGAUUCACAUAUACAAUCAGGCUGUGAUCGAAGGUCUACUUAAUACAAAUGCAUCAGUAGUGUUGGACAAAAUUGACCCCAAUGCAAAGGAAUCGAAUUUCCUCGGUUCCGUUCGGCCUACGGUUUGGAAGUUGCCAUUUAGGAUCGAUCAACUAGAAUUCUACGAUACUUCUGCAAUGUGCGAUCCUAAUGUGAAGAGCACCGAUACAUUCGCGAGCCAAAACGAUUCAGACCACGAGCCGUGGGACGAACCGUUGAAGCGUGGAUAUUCAACACAAACUGAUCCUUACAUGCUGUCGGCGAGCACUCAGACCCUGAUAACCAUGCCAUUCUGCAGAGACCCCAUGCAGCCAUUACCAAAGCUGCCGUCCGAGGACGCGUACCCCAGCAGACCGUCCAGUGUAGCCCCGGACACUUUCGUAGGGACAGGCAGUCGACCAGUUGUUUACAAGAAGAAAUCAAAUCAAUCACCCCAAGGUUACUACCAGCCGCCAACGCCCUGGGCCAGCCCACGCGAUGAGACUGACAUCUUAGAAAACAGCAGCUCGCCUAUACGUAGGAUGAACUAUAGCCGAAGCAUGCAUACGUUCGAUAUGGACAUUCAAGAUCCGAUACAGGAGCUCCAAGCGCUAGCGAAAUCCGCCAGCGAUUUGGACGACGACGACCCGCCUUACAACUUUCAAGCUAUGUUGAAAAAGACACCUAAGAACAGAGCGUCUAUGAAAAGACACAAUGAAUCAGAUAGAGCUGUUGGAGGGGUGCCUUCAUCUAGGUAUGACAUGUCUUUAAAUACUUCUAAAUAUCCAGCACCGAAUUACAUGGCCCCAGUUCCCACGGGGAGAAUGACUCCUGUCGCGGAAAACCGGCCAAUGAAGGAUUUUACAAGAGAAGGCUCUAAGGAAUAUUAUAUGUCGGACUCAAAUAAGGAUGACUCGGGCACUGACUUGCGUAUUCAAAACACAGACAACAAAUCUGAUGUGUCGCCUGCAACAGAAAUAGCACCAGGAAUCGUAUUUGAAGGAGCAGUAGCGGAUUUGUAA
Parnassius apollo (apollo) is the source of this 5697-nucleotide messenger RNA. Lineage: Eukaryota; Metazoa; Arthropoda; Insecta; Lepidoptera; Papilionidae. The record is from the annotation of a GenBank genome assembly.